Nyctereutes procyonoides (raccoon dog) is the source of this 2455-nucleotide messenger RNA. RefSeq names its product aldehyde dehydrogenase 6 family member A1 (gene ALDH6A1). The record is from RefSeq and is a predicted model, not a curated record. The coding region runs from base 92 to 1693 and encodes 533 amino acids. Gene Ontology annotation, cellular component: mitochondrion. Gene Ontology annotation, biological process: thymine catabolic process; L-valine catabolic process. The transcript has 12 exons. Gene Ontology annotation, molecular function: methylmalonate-semialdehyde dehydrogenase (acylating, NAD+) activity; malonate-semialdehyde dehydrogenase (acetylating, [NAD(P)+]) activity. Lineage: Eukaryota; Metazoa; Chordata; Mammalia; Carnivora; Canidae.
GAUGGAGGGGCUAGGCCUGCGCGGCCUGGAGCUUCUGGGGAGUCACCCGCAGUAGGGGCGCGUAGAGGAGGGUGAGAGGCGGCUGAGGACCAUGGCGGCGGUCGUGGCGGCGGCGGCAAUGCGCGCACGGAUCCUGCAGGUCUCUUCCAAGGUGAAUUCCACUUGGUAUCCAGCAUACUCCUUCUCUUCUUCAGUGCCAACUGUAAAGCUCUUCAUUGAUGGGAAAUUUGUUGAAUCCAAAAGUGACAAAUGGAUUGACAUCCACAACCCAGCCACCAAUGAGGUCAUUGGUCGGGUUCCUCAGGCCACCAAGGCUGAAAUGGAUGCAGCCGUUACUUCUUGCAAACGUGCUUUUCCUGCAUGGGCAGACACUUCCGUGUUAAGCCGCCAGCAGGUCCUGCUCCGCUAUCAACAACUCAUUAAAGAAAACUUGAAAGAAAUUGCCAAGUUAAUCACACUGGAACAAGGGAAGACCCUCGCUGAUGCAGAAGGAGAUGUAUUCCGAGGCCUUCAGGUGGUCGAGCAUGCCUGCAGUGUGACAUCUCUCAUGCUGGGAGAGACCAUGCCAUCCAUCACCAAAGAUAUGGACCUUUAUUCCUACCGUCUGCCUCUGGGAGUAUGUGCAGGCAUUGCUCCAUUCAAUUUUCCUGCCAUGAUCCCUCUUUGGAUGUUUCCCAUGGCCAUGGUGUGUGGAAAUACCUUCCUGAUGAAACCAUCAGAGCGAGUUCCUGGAGCAAGCAUGCUUCUUGCUAAGCUGCUCCAGGACUCUGGUGCCCCGGAUGGGACACUGAAUAUCAUCCAUGGACAACAUGAAGCUGUAAACUUUAUUUGUGAUCAUCCGGAUAUCAAAGCAAUCAGUUUCGUGGGAUCCAACCAGGCAGGAGAGUAUAUCUUCGAGAGAGGGUCGCGACAUGGCAAGAGAGUUCAAGCCAAUAUGGGAGCCAAGAACCAUGGAGUAGUCAUGCCAGAUGCCAAUAAGGAAAAUACCCUGAACCAGCUAGUUGGGGCAGCAUUUGGAGCUGCGGGGCAGCGCUGCAUGGCUCUUUCCACAGCAAUCCUUGUAGGAGAAGCUAAGAAGUGGCUGCCAGAGUUGGUGGAGCGUGCCAAAAACCUGAGAGUCAAUGCAGGAGACCAGCCUGGAGCUGAUCUUGGCCCUCUGAUAACCCCCCAGGCCAAAGAGCGAGUCUGUAAUCUGAUUGAUAGUGGAACAAAGGAAGGAGCAUCUAUUCUUCUUGAUGGUCGAAAAAUUAAAGUGAAAGGCUAUGAAAACGGCAACUUUGUUGGACCAACCAUCAUCUCAAAUGUCAAGCCAACUAUGACCUGUUACAAAGAGGAGAUUUUUGGUCCAGUUCUUGUGGUUCUGGAGACAGACACUUUGGAUGAAGCCAUCAAGAUAGUAAAUAGCAAUCCAUAUGGAAAUGGAACUGCCAUCUUCACCACCAAUGGAGCCACUGCUCGAAAAUAUUCCCACCUGGUGGAUGUUGGACAGGUGGGGGUGAAUGUCCCUAUUCCAGUGCCUUUGCCAAUGUUCUCAUUCACCGGCUCUCGAUCUUCCUUCAGGGGAGACACCAAUUUCUAUGGCAAACAGGGCAUCCAAUUCUACACACAGAUUAAGACCAUCACUUCUCAGUGGAAAGAAGAAGAUGCCACUCUUUCCUCGCCUGCCGUAGUCAUGCCUACCAUGGGCCGUUAGAAACAAGUUUGUUCUAGACUCAGUCCACCCUGAAUAAUCUCUCUAUAUUCUUGACCAACUUAUUUGCCGACUUUGCUCAAGUCAGAUUCCUAGGACUGGAAUACCUGGUAACUAAAAUUUUUCUCAAGACCAUCAAACCCAUGCAGCGUAGCUCUAGGAGACUCCUACUGUAACUCUGAAACCAGAUUUUCACUUGCUUUUCUUACUUCAGCUUCUGAGAUAGCUUUUGUAACUGUGAAAUGCUUACAUGGUAUGAGAACUGAGACCUAUUUUCUAGAAGUUCUCCCCUUUUCUGAUGACUUGAAGGAAGGGAAGAUUAGUGUAUGGAAAGAAGAUCUUCCAGUAACUAGAAGAGGACCUCUUGGAUGGGGAAAUAGGACAGAAAUAAUUCACCCUUUGGUUGUUCCUCAAAUACAGCCCUCCAUAAAUGGCAGUGGGGGGAGACCCCUCUGCCAAGCUUUCCUGAGCCUCUCAUUUAACCCACACUACACAGGACAUAAUCCAUUUCUACUUAUCCCACAGUUGUGAAAACUGCUUUCUUUUUCGAUGAAUGCCACUUUGUCCUAGUGAUUUAUGACCACUAAUUCAUCAUCGUCACUGUUCCUGCUUCUAAAAUCACUUCUCAAGGAUACCUCAGUACUCACUGGAUAAAUCAACUUUUUGUGGUGUGUACCAAGUGUUAAAUUUCAGAUUUGGCUUCAACAAUCAAUAAUGUUUCAGUCAUUAAUUCAGGUGCAAAUGGAGUUAUUGUUUUUUUUUUUU